This is a messenger RNA of Rhagoletis pomonella (apple maggot), 307 nucleotides long. RefSeq names its product protein scalloped-like. The record is from RefSeq and is a predicted model, not a curated record. Gene Ontology annotation, molecular function: RNA polymerase II cis-regulatory region sequence-specific DNA binding; DNA-binding transcription factor activity, RNA polymerase II-specific. The transcript has 3 exons. Lineage: Eukaryota; Metazoa; Arthropoda; Insecta; Diptera; Tephritidae. Gene Ontology annotation, biological process: regulation of transcription by RNA polymerase II; embryonic organ development; hippo signaling. Gene Ontology annotation, cellular component: transcription regulator complex. The coding region runs from base 38 to 307 and encodes 89 amino acids.
AGUCGGACCCGGCACCAUUACGUCGCCGUGGCCACCGAUGAGUGCCGGCCCGCCUGGUGCGCUGGGGCCGGCAGACACAAAUGGCAGUAUGGUGGAUAGUAAAAAUCUGGAUGUCGGCGAUAUGAGCGACGACGAAAAGGAUCUCUCCUCUGCCGAUGCGGAAGGUGUUUGGAGCCCCGACAUUGAACAGAGUUUUCAAGAGGCUCUCUCCAUAUACCCGCCUUGUGGACGACGGAAAAUAAUUUUAUCUGACGAGGGUAAAAUGUAUGAAAACAUCAAAGCCCGAUUAAAUAUUACCCGAUUUUAA